GUCAGAGAAUGAGCUCACUUCCGGCCAGGGAGCGCGCGGGUUGAUUCGUCCUUCCUCAGCCGCGGGUGCUCGCAGCUCGGAAAUGGCGGGAUUUGGUGCUAUGGAGAAAUUUUUGGUUGAGUACAAGAGUGCAGUGGAGAAGAAACUGGCAGAGUACAAAUGUAACACCAACACAGCAAUUGAACUAAAAUUAGUUCGUUUUCCUGAAGAUCUUGAGAAUGACAUUAGAACUUUCUUUCCUGAAUAUACCCAUCAACUCUUUGGGGAUGAUGAAACUGCUUUUGGUUACAAGGGUUUGAAGAUCCUGUUAUACUAUAUUGCUGGUAGCUUGUCAACAAUGUUCCGUGUUGAAUAUGCAUCUAAAGUUGAUGAGAAUUUUGACUGUGUAGAGGCAGAUGAUGUUGAGGGCAAAAUUAGACAAAUCAUCCCACCUGGAUUUUGUACAAACACAAAUGAUUUUCUCUCUUUGCUGGAAAAAGAAGUUGAUUUCAAGCCAUUUGGAACCUUACUCCAUACAUACUCUGUCCUCAGUCCAACAGGAGGGGAAAACUUUACCUUUCAGAUAUACAAGGCUGACAUGACAUGUAGAGGCUUUCGAGAAUAUCAUGAAAGGCUUCAGACCUUUUUGAUGUGGUUUAUUGAAACUGCUAGCUUUAUUGACGUGGAUGAUGAAAGAUGGCACUACUUUCUAGUAUUUGAGAAGUAUAAUAAGGAUGGAGCUACGCUCUUUGCGACCGUAGGCUACAUGACAGUCUAUAAUUACUAUGUGUACCCAGACAAAACCCGGCCACGUGUAAGUCAGAUGCUGAUACUGACUCCAUUUCAAGGUCAAGGCCAUGGUGCUCAACUUCUUGAAACAGUUCAUAGAUACUACAUUGCAUCUCCUUCUGUUCUUGAUAUUACAGCGGAAGAUCCAUCCAAAAGCUAUGUGAAAUUAAGAGACUUUGUGCUUGUGAAACUUUGUCAAGAUUUGCCCUGUUUUUCCCGGGAAAAGUUGAUGCAAGGAUUCAGUGAAGAUAUGGCGAUAGAGGCACAACAGAAGUUCAAAAUAAAUAAGCAACAUGCUAGGCGGGUUUAUGAAAUUCUUCGACUACUGGUAACUGACAUGAGUAAUGCUGAACAAUACAGAAGCUAUAGACUGGACAUUAAAAGAAGACUGAUUAGUCCGUAUAAGAAAAAGCAGAGAGAUCUUGCUAAAAUGAGAAAAUGUCUCAGACCAGAAGAACUGACAAACCAGAUGAACCAAAUAGAAAUAAGCAUGCAACAUGAACAGCUGGAAGAAAGCUUUCAGGAACUUGUGGAAGAUUACCGACGUGUUAUUGAACGCCUCGCUCAAGAGUAGAGAUUAUUUGGCUCUGUACAGGAAGUUUGCAAAUUUCUGUACAUUGUGUUGUGGAAAAUCUGAUGAUGACUUUAAUUUUAAACUCUUGUAACAUUUACUUACAUUAAAAGUUAUCUAUCUUUAGUUGAAUAUUUUCUUUUGGAGAGAUUGUAUAUUUUAAAAUACUGUUUAGAGUCUAUGAGCAUAUAUUACAUUUUAAAAAAAUAUAUAGCUUCUGAAAUACCACUGCAGUUGCUUCCCUUCUUAAUAGUAUAAUAAAUGCUUAGUUGUGAUAUGCUAAUGUGUGAUGGUAUGAUUCUUAAGUACUUACAAUAAACUUUUUGGUCUUGUUAAAAAAACUU
This is a messenger RNA of Odobenus rosmarus divergens (Pacific walrus), 1683 nucleotides long. It is a transcript of the gene HAT1, whose product is annotated as histone acetyltransferase 1. Gene Ontology annotation, molecular function: histone binding; histone H4 acetyltransferase activity. The transcript is spliced from 11 exons. Gene Ontology annotation, biological process: subtelomeric heterochromatin formation. Lineage: Eukaryota; Metazoa; Chordata; Mammalia; Carnivora; Odobenidae. The record is from RefSeq and is a predicted model, not a curated record. Gene Ontology annotation, cellular component: nucleus. The coding region runs from base 83 to 1342 and encodes 419 amino acids.